AUAAGGUAUUAAGAUUAUGCUUAAGGGCAUAAUAUCCUCAAUAAUUGGUAACUAAACAACAAAAUAAAAAUAACAAACUGGUAUGGCAUAAAAUAUUUCGAUGUUUGCAGGAUACAUACCAUGGGAUAUAAUCAAAUAUAAUUUUGUAACAAAUAUUAUCCAAACAUUCACUAUAAGUAGCAGUGCAUACAUCAAUUCUAGUCUUGACACCUUAGCUGUUGCACUUUUUACUGUUGGUACAGUACAUCUAGAAAUUAUCAAUGAAAAUUUGAGAGAAUUUGACUAUACAAGAUCAGAGGAUGAAGUGUCAAAAGAAUUCAAAAGCAUAAUAAUGUACCAUCAGAAUGUUAUAAUAUUCAUCAGAAAGGUUGAGAAAUUAUUCGGUUAUGGAUUAUUUUUUCAAUUCGCAGCAAGUGUGGGUGUUAUUUGUAUGACCGGUUUUCAACUUCUUGUGAUCGACACCUUCAGCAUAGAAUUUGCUAUGCUUACCAGCUAUUUCAUGUGCAUGAUGACUCAAGUUUACAUUCUCACCAAAUCUGGACAGAUAAUAACAAUCCAGAGUCAUGAACUGGUACGUUCAGUUUACAUGAGUAAUUGGUAUGAAUCUACACCCAAGGUUCGAAAAAUGAUUUUUAUUUUUAUGGAAAGAUGUAAGAAACCAAUUGUUUGCACAGCUGGAAAUUUUUUCACACUUUCCCUGGCAACAUUAAUAACUAUAAUCAAGUCGUCAUAUUCUUAUUAUGCAGUACUCAGAAGCAUUUAUAUAAAAAAUUCAGAAUACCCAUGAUUUGUGCAGGUAAUAAUUUAAAUGAAUAUAUGCACAUUGUAGCAUGACAAAGAAAAUAUAGUAUGUCUAUCAAGUUUUAUAAUUCUUACAUUGGUCAUCUUUUGAUAAAAUUUUCUCCAUAUAAUUUGAGGAAAACGUUUGUACUGAAUGAAGCUUUCUUGAAAAAUA
Molecule: messenger RNA, 955 nt
Organism: Harmonia axyridis
Lineage: Eukaryota; Metazoa; Arthropoda; Insecta; Coleoptera; Coccinellidae
Product: putative odorant receptor 85d
Exons: 5
Coding region: 101-787 (228 amino acids)
Biological process (GO): sensory perception of smell; detection of chemical stimulus involved in sensory perception of smell
Cellular component (GO): plasma membrane
Molecular function (GO): odorant binding; olfactory receptor activity
Source: RefSeq, a predicted model, not a curated record